Molecule: messenger RNA, 483 nt
Organism: Entamoeba invadens IP1
Lineage: Eukaryota; Evosea; Mastigamoebida; Endamoebidae
Product: small heat shock protein C4, putative
Exons: 1
Coding region: 1-483 (160 amino acids)
Source: RefSeq, a predicted model, not a curated record
AUGUCAUCAAGCAACACACCAAGUCCUCAGCCAUACGCUACAGAAUCAUCGCAACAGAUAAUGAAGCCACAGCCAAAGUGGUUCCAUCUUUACAAAUACUUGUCUUCCACAUCAAACAACAAAGUUUUCAUCGAUCCAAAUGGUGUCGGUCAUUUCAACUCAAUGACUUGGGAGCCUCCCUGUGAACUUUUAGACUCGGGCAAGACCUAUUUACUCAAAUUCGAAAUACCUGGUAUCGACAAGAAAACUUUAUCUCUCCAAUUCAAUAACAACUGGAUCACAGUCGCUGGUAACAAAGAGAUGCCAAAGCAAGAAGGAGAUUUUUGCUUCACAGAAAUACUCUAUGGACAGUUUAGAAGAGAAGUUCCUGUUCCAAUCGAUGCAAGUAAAGAUGGAAUAAAAGCCUUUUAUAAUGAAGGCAUUCUCUAUGUGAAACUUCAAAAGCUCUCAGAGUCUGAAUGGGUGAAUGUGGAAAUUAAGUAA